AUGGGUUUGAUAGAAAAGCUUUGGGACGAUGGUUUCGCUGGACCUCCGCCGGACAGUGGCCUGGGUAAGCUGAGACUGAGGAAUAUCAAGACUGUCAAGCCUAUGGACAUGAAAGAAAUUGGCGAGAGUAGCAGCAACUCACCAACAACUCCAGGAACACCGAGUGGGGAGAUGUCUCCAAAAGAUAACGUUUGGAGAAGUGUGUUUAACCCAGGCAGAAAUUCGGCCACAAAACGAUUUGGCUCUCAGUUCUAUGACAAGCCACAACCUAACUCUCCUACUGUAUAUGAUUGGCUUUACAGUGGGGAAACUAGGAGCAAGCAUCGCUAA
Impatiens glandulifera is the source of this 330-nucleotide messenger RNA. RefSeq names its product auxin-repressed 12.5 kDa protein-like. The transcript has 3 exons. NCBI's taxonomy places the organism in Eukaryota, Viridiplantae, Streptophyta, Magnoliopsida, Ericales, Balsaminaceae. The record is from RefSeq and is a predicted model, not a curated record. Bases 1 to 330 code for a protein of 109 amino acids.